This is a messenger RNA of Ascochyta rabiei, 1653 nucleotides long. Its product is annotated as Acid phosphatase. NCBI's taxonomy places the organism in Eukaryota, Fungi, Ascomycota, Dothideomycetes, Pleosporales, Didymellaceae. The transcript has 4 exons. Bases 1 to 1653 code for a protein of 550 amino acids. The record is from RefSeq and is a predicted model, not a curated record. Gene Ontology annotation, molecular function: acid phosphatase activity.
AUGCACGGACUGCUUGAGCUGUCUCUGCAGCUACUCAAUUUCAGGGGUUCUUCUGACGCGCAAAAGCCUAUACUUGGUGAAAAUGCUGUUGUGAAGCCCACACCAACAACCAAAUCGUCUGGUCUGCCUGACUACUUUGUCACGGAUGAUGGCCACUUUGCAGGACCUACCCAGACUGGCGAUGCACCAUAUCUUGCGCAGACCAACAUAGCGCCCUUUGUUGGUGUCUCAUUUAUCCCCAACGCGCCUCUGGAGACGCAAGUACCUAUUGCUAAUGCUGAAGGCCGAAACAUCUUCCAAAGCCUGGCAAACAUCAGUCCUUACUUCCCCAACCCUCGCGGCUUCGGUGUCGACGAGUAUGCAGUUCCCCCAGGUGCCAACGUGACCUGGUUGAACAUGGUGCACCGUCAUGGCAGCCGGUACCCUGAGUUCAGCGGCGACGCGGCUGAGAUGAAGCUCGGGAAGAAGAUCACAUCCGCUGCUGGAAAGUUCACUGGCCACGGCGCACUGGACUUCCUCAACUACUGGACCUGGGGCCUCGGCGGCGAGAUCCUGGUGCCAAUGGGCAAGCAGGAGCUCUUCGACUCUGGGACUCUUCACUACUACCAGUAUGGUCAUCUCUACCCGAACAACGGCAGCAAGAUCGUAGUCAGGAGCACCACGCAGCGUCGUAUGUACGAAUCCGCCGAGUACUUCAUGGCAGGCUUCUUCGGACUGGGCUGGGCUCAGAACGCAACCUUGGAGCUGGCGAUUGAAUCACCGGGCUACAACAACACCCUCGCUGGAUACAAGCAGUGCAACCACACCAGCUGGGCCAUGGCCCGCGACGCACUCAUGGAGUGGGUAAACGUGUACCUCGUCGAUGCCCACAAGCGCUUCACAGACAACAUCACAGGAGACCUCGACUGGACCAUCAGCGACACGUACAACGCGCAAGCCCUCUGCGCGUACGAGACCGUCGGCCUCGGCUUCUCGCACUGGUGCGGCCUCUUCACGUACGAAGAGUGGGAAGGCUACGAGUACGCGCUCGACAUUGCCUUCAGCGCGGGAACCGCGUUCGCGUCGCCCGUCGGGCGCGCCAUCGGCGUCGGAUACGUAGAGGAAGUGCUGGCGCGAAUGCAGCAGCACGUCAUCGUGGAGCCGUCAGCGCAGAUCAACCUCACCCUCGACAACAACACGUCCACCUUCCCCGUCGACCAGGCGCUGAACCUGGACUUCAGCCACGACGCAAACAUCAUCAGCAUCCUCGCUGCCUUUGGCCUGACCCAGUUCGCAGAACAGCUCCCCACCAACGCCAUCAAGAAGAAGCGCGAGUUCGUACUCAGCUACAUCGAGCCCUUUGCGGGCCGGCUCGAUAUCGAAGUCAUCAAAGCGCCGGGCCCCGUCAACCCGGACCGGCACGCAGAGACCAUCUACCUCGAGGGCAAGCCGACGAGCUACGUGCACUUUAUCCUCAACCAGCGCACGAUUCCGCUGGGCCGCAGUCUGGCGGCGUGCGGCGACAGGGAGGACGGGUGGUGCGAGAUGGAGACGUUCCUCGAGGUCCAGAAGGAGCAGAUUGCCUUGGCCGACUAUGAGUAUGCGUGCUUUGGCGACUACGAGAGUCCCAAGUAUGGGGAUGUUACGGAUGGGAGGCCGGUUAGGGAGGAGUAG